AUGAAUCCGAAAUCUCACUGCCGUCCCCUUCCUUUCCUCGUCCGUAUCCACGAUCUCGUUUCCACAGAUGCGGAUGCGAAAUCACAAGAGCCGGUAAAUGGAAAAGAAGAGAAAAACGGUACGGCUGCGCCAGAGAAACGUUCAUCCAACGUUGGUGCUGAACGAAUGGGAAAUUUGCGGGAGAAAUUUGAAAAGGGUCAAGUAACAGAGAAAAAGAAAAAGAAAAGUGCACCUAAAAUCAAAUAUGCCGGUGCAGAUGCUGUCAAGAGCAAGUUCAUCGAGACCGCCACGAAAUCUACCAAGGUUGCCGAAAACGGACCAAAAGGCCCGAAAGAAUUCACUCCUCCACCUGAGGGUGUGGCUGUGGGUGUUUUAGAAAGUCAACCGAAACCUAGAGCGCCAGAUGUGGUGACCGCGGAUGAUACCUUGGAACCGGUGGAUCUGACUGUCAUCGGGGAAACCACCAAAAAUUUGAGAGCCAAGUUCAAGCAUUUGGAGGAAACUGGAGGACAAGCCGACGAUGAGGAGAAACCUCACACAAAUGCCCUGAUUGACGAAUUCAAAACAGUGGGCACAGAAGCCCUUCGCAGUGCUCGAGGUCGUUGGAAGGAUAUCGAAAGUGGGAAAGUGGAAAGUGUUGAUUUAGGCGAACGACCAAAAAUCGAUAUACGUGGUGAGGGUUACGGAGGAGUCUAUGAGAACGAGCCUGAGAAAUUUGAGAAUAUUGCUCGGGCUGGUGAGCCCAAACAUGAGCUGCCGUCCGGAAUCAGUGCCAAAGAACGACGUGAGGAAUUUCUGCGAAAAGCACAUGAAUCCUCGGUUGUGAAGAAAGAGCCGACCAAAAUCGAUAUCAAUGCGGCCGAGAGUGGAAUUUACGAGAACGAGCCGGCACGACGAGAUGAUGUGGUUCGUUACGAUGAUGAACAGACUCACGACUAUCCACCGACCACAGCCAAAUGGGCAUCUGAGGCUAAAAAUCGAUUUAUGCAGGAAGCGUCAAAAGCGCAAGAACGAGUUCAACGAACACAGCCUGUGUCAGAUACUAAUACCUCCGGACCCGGAGUUGCCACACAGGCAAAACAAGCACUAUUGGAGAAGAAGAAACAAGAAGAAGAAGCUGCCAAGAACAAGGCCAGACCGGAUAUUAUCGAUAUCUGGGGUGAACAGUGCGCUCACAGUGGUGUCUUCGAGAACACACCAGCUGCUCGAUCCGCGGAUGUUGUGGCCGGUCAUGAUUCCGAGGAAAGUGAAGUUGAGGAGUCAGAAGAAGAGGAAUAG
Echinostoma caproni is the source of this 1278-nucleotide messenger RNA. The record is from the annotation of a GenBank genome assembly. NCBI's taxonomy places the organism in Eukaryota, Metazoa, Platyhelminthes, Trematoda, Plagiorchiida, Echinostomatidae.